CAGAUGUUAAACAAGGAAAGCCAGAUCCAUCUAUAUUCCUUAUCUGUGCAUCUAGAUUCCCAGAUAAACCAAAACCUGAAGAAGUUUAUAAAUGUGACAUUAAGAAUAUAUUUAAUCCGACACGAAGGGACACGAAGCGCUUUCGACAUUACAAUUACACAAAAGCGGUAGUGUAUGUAGAACACUUUUCGGUAGUAUUAUGGCUAGACCUCCUGUACAUGUAUAUGUUCUAUGAUCAAAAGAACGGAAAAAACGUAACCCAACUAUAAUUUAAUUUGUGCAUAUAUAUUAUAUUAUAUUAGUGAAAGAACUUGAAUGCCCGAUUAUAUAUAUAAUCAGCCAUAUAAAUAUAUAUAUUUAUAUGGCUAUACUAUUACUAUAUAUUAUGUGGUUAUACAUCAGUGAAGAAAAUUGACAUAAUCUGUGUCACUAAUAACAGAAAAGAUUUGUUGUUUAUGGUUUGUUGAUUGUUUUAUCGAAAUGUUGUGGUUCUGAAAUCUAAAUAUUUGUCCUCAAGAUUAGUUGUUGCUAAUGAAUUUAAAAACAUAACAUUUUUUAAACUCCUCGCUUUCCACUGUAAACACACUUAAAGCUAAUUAAAAUGGCAAUAGUUUAUAAGACGUGAGUUAUAAUUUAUCUUGUUGUAAAUGUUUAAAUCGUGUAAGUUUGGAAAGUUUCAUUUCUUGUACAUACAAUGGAAGGCCCUGGAAUGAGUUUAUUUAAAGGUGCUGCAAGCAUUCAUAUAAAUAAUAGUGCUCAAGAUAGACUAGAAGAACAAGAAGAACUUGAAGAUCAAAAAAGGCGGGAUGCAGAGUUAAAACAUAAACUUGCAAAUGCUUUUGAUGAUCUUCAAGAUGACGACGAAGCAAGCUCUGUAAACAGCAGCGGAAACUGCACCUUGGACCAUACAAAUGCAAAUAAUAAACAAUAUGCAACAGACAACAAAUAUGGAACUGGCCUCUUACCCACAUACACUGAAUCUAUUAACACAUUUAAAGAAGGCAUGCCUCUGUCUCAUUCAACAAAAUUAUAUUGUGAUACACCAAAAAGUCAUCAUAUACAACAUAUAAGGAAUCAUGAUGAACCAGUAAAACUUCAAUAUAGUCCCUAUGGUGCAGGUGAUGGACAAAAUCAUUAUUAUCCACAAGAGAGAGAACAUCUGAAUGGCUAUGGGACAGGACAAGGGUAUAAUAAGAAUUAUGAACAACUUAAAGUUAUGUAUGAAGGUAGAGUGAAGGAGUUAGAGCAAUAUGCGGCUCAAAUGAAGAACUUAGACAAUGAGGUAGAUAGUUUACGAGCUCGCUUAGAAGCUGCCAUACAUGACAAGGAUAAAGCUGAAUUCUCAUUGCAAGAGGCACAUGCAUUACUUGCAUCAAGUAAGCAUAAGACAAUAGAGUUAGAACAGCAAGUGGGAUCGUUGACACAGAAAUUGAUGGAAAGUGAUGAAGAUAAGGAGCAAUUAAGGUUGGAGCUCCGGUCUGCGAAUAUUAGCUUACAGGAGAUACAACAGAGGUUGCAUACUAUGAAGGUGGCGCACACGCACGAUACGGACGCAUUGUUUAGAGAACAACAAGACAGGUAUAGAGAAGAAAUGGAUAGACUGCAAAAUGAUUUGAUGAAGGCAAAAAGUAGACUUGAUGAAAAGGAUAGAGAAAUAAAACACCUAGAAAAGAAAUGUAUGGAACGGGAUAGAGAAAAAGAAGAGAUUUUAAUAGAGAAAGGUGGUACUAUAAAUCGGCUAGCUAAUGAAUUAGAAGCGGCACAGACUAGAUUGGUCAGUGGAGAGACAGCUCGGUUAAAAGAAAAAGUCAGUCAAUUAACUACCGAAAGGAAUUCUUCAAGGGAACAGGUGAAAGAGCUUGGGACUAAACUCGAGGUAACAGCGCAAGAAUUAGUUCUCUGUCGUAACAAACUAACUGGAUGUCAGCGAGAAUAUGAAAAUUGGCGAUCAACACUAAAUCAGAUUUUACAUGAAGUGUUGCCAGAUAAUAGUUUUAAUAUUGGCGAUUCACCGUCACCGGGGAAACUUGCAACCUUAAAAGAAAUAUUGAGUCGAUAUAAACAGCAAAUACAGAAGGUUGGACAACUUCAAGAGGAAAUGAAUAAGAGGGAAAGAAGAUUGGAACAACACAGAAAGCAAGAGUCUGAAUUGCGUUCGAAAUUAGAGGAACAAAAAGGUAUAGAGUUGCAACUCAAUUCAAGAAUAGCGGUUCUACAGAAUAAAUUGGAAUUACUUGGAACGCAUUCGGACAGUGAAUUAGUGGAGACGUACAGACAACAAAAUGAAAUGCUCAGGAAAGAGAUGGAAGAUGUCAAGAGCGAGAUGAAAAGUAUUGAGAUAAAAUACGCCGAACUGGAAAUGGACUACGAGAAGUUGAAAACUGAGCGAGGUAGUAGGGCAUCACUAGUGCAGGAAGCGAAUGCGGAUUUAUUAAGGGAAUUGGAAAACUAUAGCUCACAGCUAAAAGACACGCUCAAAGAAAACGGCGAAUUGAAAACAUUGUAUUUACAAGUAUGCAGUGCCCGCGAUUCUGUCUCACGGGAACUGAAAGACGUACGAACAAACAUGCAAAAAGAAAGAGAUGACUUCAGAAAGCAAGAGAAAGACUACAUAGAGCGGAUAGAAAGAGAGAAGAAACAAACCGAGAAGUUGGCAACAGAUUUAAGUAGUUCAAGGGAAGAGAUAGAAAGAGCUAAUAAGAGAAUCUCGGAGUUGCAAAAAGAGUUUACUGAUAAGCAAAAAGAGUUUACUGAUAAGUUGAAUAAGUAUUUGGAAGAUGAAAAGUCCUCAAUGCGUAAAGAGAUGGAGAACUGUCUCCAAUGCGAGACUCAACUCAAACACAUUAAGUACUUGGAGGAGCAUCUUAAUAAGUGUAAUGUUAAAUUAGCGGCUCAAGAAAGCAACGAUGCCCUCAUGAAGGAAUUAAAAGCUAAAGCGGAGUUUUUCCAAAAUUACAUAAUGGAAAGGUUCACGAAGAUUCAGGAUCAGAGAAAUGUGGGAACUAGCACUCAUGACGGAGACACAGAUUCUGGUACUGAAGAAGUAGUGCCUCAUGACGAUAUGGCUGCUGAGACCGCACUUAUGAUGAAAGAGAAGGCAAUACGCGACCAAAUUGCCGAGAAAUUCACCUUAGAAAUGAAAACAGUUGAGAUGAAUUGUGCGAGGCGUGUGAAAGAGAUAGAGAACGAGCAAAUGUCAACUGUCACAAAAUUAAAAGAAUUGUUGGAAAGGAAGGCGAAGGAGGUUGAUACGUUGAAGGAAUUUAUCCUUUCCGAGCGCGGGAAAGUUACGCAGAUAUUGGAAUCAAAGGAAAAUGAGAUUUCGGUGCUUAUAAAGGAGCAUAAUGAGUUGCAAGCUGAGUGUCAGAGGGUGAAAGAUGACGUCAUUGAUUGGAAGCAAAGAGCAGAGAAGUAUAAGGAGAGGUUGUCGAGAUUAGGCUCAAUGGAAGAUAUUAUAAAGAAAGAAAGAGAAGACAUGAAAUUGAAAAGCAGUUCAUCCGUUAAAGAGUGUCAGAGUUUGCGAACGAAAUUAAUGGAAUUACAAUCUCAGUGUACACAGUUGGAACAGAGGUUAAAUAAAUUACAAAAUGAAUAUCAAAUAAUUCAAGAUAAAUACAAAAACACUAAAAAGACUGUUUAUACUUAUAAGGAUUACAUGGGGAAGAAAGACGAGCACAUAAAUAGUGAAAUGAGCAGGAUUCAAGAUGAGUACAGGAAGAUAUUCGUGAAGUUGCAGAACCAAAUCAACUACUUGAUGACAAAGGUACACGAGGAGAGACGAGGGUCCAAAUCGCAGUAUCAGGAAUAUGAUUGCACGGACAAAAUUAAAAAACUAAACGAAGAUUUCGCUCGACUUACCCAAAAUAAUUUCAACGGUCCAGACCUCAAUCAGUGAUUUCUAGCGGAAUUUUAUUAUACAUAUCAAGUACGACAUACAUAGAAAAACUCAUUGUACCAAAACUGCAGUGAAAAAUGCAUAUGAACACAAAAAUGUAAAGAUCGUAAUAGAUUUUACCAAAUAAACAUCAAGCUCUCGAUUCUUCCAAGCAACUAUUGUAAUAGUGCUAAUGAGUUUUGAACUAUUUAUUUUGUAUCAAAAUAAAGUUCAUUUUUGCCUAUAUGCUGACACAGAAAUCUGUAUGUUGUGUGUUAUACCGAUCAACCCCCGUAUUCAUAAAAAUUACUAUCUUAACAAAAGUACGGUGAUCUCUUUCUGUCAAAUUGUUUUUUACGCUAUGAUUGAAAGAGAAAUAAAAAUAAGGGGGUAUGUCCACAUCUUUAGGACAGGAAGCAUGUAUGAUCUUAAUGAAAUCGGUUACAAAAGUUAAGCAAUACUUGCUGAAGACUAAUUAUCCGUGGGAAUAAAGUCCCUUUUUUGUUAAAAUGGUGCGAUAAUAUUUAAUGUUUUUAAGCUAAUAAUGAUAAACUUAGAACUUGCUGGAAAUUAACAUUCCAAAUUACAAAAACAUUAGUACAAAAAACUUUAGUGAUCUCUAUACAUAUUUAUUAUAAGAAUAUUUGUGACCUUAAUCACGAUACUUCACAACUGUUUUGUACUUAACAUUAUACCUAUAAAUGAUCUGGUCGUAGAAUUUGUUGUUGUAUCCAACCAUUUCAUAAAUAUGGGCGAGCGACGAUCUAAUUUUUUUUACUAACCAUACUAUUAAAAAAAAUCUUUUAUCAGAUUUUACAUUAUUCUUAAGUAACAAAAAAAUUAAAAUUACAAAGCUGUGACAGGAUUUGUUAAUAAAAUCGAAUUUUGCAUAGAAAUUAUUAAUGAAAUUUCUCUUUAUCAUAAAGUACAUAAUUGAUUCUACGAUCGAGCGUCGAGCGAGAGUCUAAAAGCAUUCGUUUUGGGGCUUUCAUGGUGCGUAUGAAUAUCUUUUGUCUAUUAAAACUGAGGCUUUAACACGAACAGCAGCUGUGCAUACGUCAGAACGAGCUAUGUCUGUUAUGACAGCUCGAACGGAGCGCUCUUUGAACAAUUUUUGUGUAUACGAAUUUUAUUUGUUGCAAGUUGCAAAUGCGUCUACGGAUCGCUACGUAAGUUUUUCAUACAAUUUUUAUUAGUCUUACUUCUAUUCGACUUUACGUUCGUGCUAAGGGUACUUCGUUAAGUGUAAAUUUCUGAGAGGGUAUUCGUAACACUAGACAGCAAUUUUAACUCAAAGGAAACUAGUUUUUAAAUGUGUUUAAAUUACGUCAGUUUUUUUCAAUCUUUGUUACAUGCUUCAUAAAUAGAUCUCGUUUGUCAUAUUGGGAAAUGAUUAGAGUGCAUAUUUUGAAUUGUAAUUAAAUUAAAGAAGUGUUUUCUUUGAGUUAAUUUGCUUUGAUAAAUAAAAAGUGUAUUAAUAUAUUGUAUUAUGGGAUUAAUCCUUUAUUUCACUAUGACGUGAAAUGUGUAACUUUUUAAGAUUUUCUAAUAUUUUUGAUAUAAACUUUAAAAUUAACCCAAGGUUUCGCACCUGAUAAGGUAUAAAUGCGUAACGUUUUUAUAGUAAAUAUAACAUUUACUAUAGAACUCAAGGGAAUUUUUAAAAUUCAACCGAAAAUCCCGAGCGAAACUUUUAGUAGACAAUAAAUUAAUGUAAGUUUUUCUAUAGCAGUUUUGCUCUAAUAAGAAUUAAAAGGCAUUUAAGUAUACGUUCCUGUGAUAGAAAUGGUACAUAAUUGAUAUUUUUGUAAGAUAAUAUUUGUUGCAUUCCCACUAAUUCCAUUUUUCACAUUCAAUAAAAUGUUUAUUUUAAACGAGUAUAUUUGUUGUCGCUCAUGUGUUUUGUAAUUUUGCAGGUAGCCGCAAUUUGAUGACUUAAGAGUCAUGAGUUUGUGGCUGGCUGUGUUAUUAUUUGUGUUGAAGAUAUUCUAAUUCUGUUCGUUUUUACGUUAUCUAAUCGUUUAUUGCACUUAAGGUUAUAAAUAAAUAUAUU
Molecule: messenger RNA, 5927 nt
Organism: Pieris brassicae (large cabbage white)
Lineage: Eukaryota; Metazoa; Arthropoda; Insecta; Lepidoptera; Pieridae
Gene: asl
Product: intracellular protein transport protein USO1-like
Exons: 21
Coding region: 695-3895 (1066 amino acids)
Source: RefSeq, a predicted model, not a curated record